AUGCAUGAGAAGCCGAUUGACAGUUUGAGGAAUCCGAGAGACAUUUUGACUGUGCCACAUGACCUGAGUGGUAAUCUAAAUGUUCAUUUAUGGAAUUGCAAUUCUGUUAGGAACAAGACCAGUCUUUUGUUUGACCACAUCAUUGAUAAUAAUGUUGAUAUCAUGUUCCUAACUGAAACAUGGUUGAGAGCUGAAGAUCCUGUUGUAAUCAACGAGUGCACACCGGCAGGUUUUACGUUCUUGAAUGUGGCACGAGGCAGGAACGAUGCUCAUGGGGGAAUUGCAGUAAUCUACAAAACAACAUUGAAGCUGUCAACUGUUAACAUCUUAUCUCCCCGUGACACUUAUGAACUUGCUGCUGUCACAGAUCCAUCAAGGUUAGUAUGCUACGUGGCCACCUACAGACCUCCACCCUCAGCAAGGAAUCGUCUCAAAACUCAGGAUUUUCUUCUGGAGUUUGAAGAACUGGUAAAUGAGCUGACUUCACAUACUUGGAAGCUUCUUAUUGUCGGUGACUUCAAUGUACACAUAGAUACACCUGACAAACCUGAUGCGGCAUGUUUCAUUGAAAUCAUAGAGGAGGCCGGACUUCAGCAACACAUCACCACUCCUACGCACAAGCUGGGUCACACACUUGACCUCAUAAUAUCGAGGAUAGAUGAUUCACUUGUGGUGGACUGUGAAGCCGUUGAUAAGCUGUAUUCAGAUCACUAUGUCCUUAGCUGCAUUAUUGAUGUGGCCAGGCCUAGACAGUGUCCGGCAACAUCUUUAUGUCGAAACUUUCGUGAUCUAGACAAGGAUUCCUUCAUCGCCAGCAUAACUGAGGCUUUUCACAACUUUCCUUUUGAUGGGAAUGUUGAUGACCAGGUGACCUUUUACAAUGAAACUGUUUUGGAAGUACUUGACCAGCAUUGCCCUGCGACUAAGCGUGUCCAUCGUUUUCGCUCUCGUCCUCCGUGGUAUACAGAUGAAAUUCAUCAGGCAAGACGUCUUCGGCGUAAAGUUGAAAGGCGCUGGAGAAAGUCGCAUACAGUCGAGAGCCGCCAGCAAUAUCUCUCCCAGGUUCAUGCGGUCUGCAAGCUCAUUGAAAGAGAGAAAUCAAAGUACUAUACAGAACAGUUAAGCAGUGCAGACGUAAAGAAUGUGUUCCAUGUUCUGAAUACGCUUUUGAACAGGUCACCGAUGGCUCUACCGGUUGAUAGCUCUACUACAUCACUACCAGAGAGGUUUGCUACUUUCUUUGAACAGAAGGUAGAGAAGAUUAGAGCAAGUCUUAUGACAGGUAAUGCAGGAGUUACGGACACCUGUAAUGAUGAUGGGAUGAUCACGGAUGCCUCUGUUCCUAUCACCGAACUGUCAGAUUUCGACACUGUGACUCUUGAGACGGUCUGCAAAUUAAUACGUUCUUCACCAAAUAAGACAUGCUCGCUAGAUGCACUACCAACGUGA
Messenger RNA from Strongylocentrotus purpuratus (purple sea urchin), 1449 nucleotides. RefSeq lists its product as uncharacterized. Bases 1 to 1449 code for a protein of 482 amino acids. Gene Ontology annotation, molecular function: catalytic activity. The record is from RefSeq and is a predicted model, not a curated record. Lineage: Eukaryota; Metazoa; Echinodermata; Echinoidea; Camarodonta; Strongylocentrotidae. The transcript has a single exon.